Molecule: messenger RNA, 1002 nt
Organism: Phacochoerus africanus (Common warthog)
Lineage: Eukaryota; Metazoa; Chordata; Mammalia; Artiodactyla; Suidae
Product: myeloid-associated differentiation marker-like
Exons: 2
Coding region: 1-1002 (333 amino acids)
Cellular component (GO): plasma membrane; cell-cell junction
Source: RefSeq, a predicted model, not a curated record
AUGGUACAUCUACUCUAUGACAUAACACCUCACUGGGGUCUGAAAGUCCACUGCAAAGACCACUGGCAUACCUGUGAUCUUGAUCUGCCUGAACAUCACAACUACCAUGUCCACCUGGUUGCCACCCUCCAAGUAUGUGGUUGUAGACUGUUCUCCACUUGUCUGGCCUUCCCACUGGUGGCUGACAUGGGCACUGGAUGGGGGGCGGUAGGUAACUGCUUCCUGACCAUAUGGAGCUUCUGUUUCGCCGUGACUCUCAUAACCCUCAUACUCCAGAUUUUUCUGUUCCAGCACCUUUUUCCUUUCUUCUGGUGCAAAUUUUCCGUCACCUACAUCUGUUAUGCUGCUCUCCUCUGUCUCUCUGCCUCCUUCACCUACAUCCAGUUCCUGCCCUCUGGGCCUUACUGGAACUGGGCCAUUGUUGCCACUGUGUUCUCCUGCCUUGUAUUUUAUGCCAUGGAAGUUGGACUGAUCUGGUACUUGUACAAGCUCAAUGAUGUCACCUGCUAUGUGCUCACUGUGCCAGGCCUGCUGAAGGUGCUAGAGAACUUCACGGCCUGUGUCAUCUUCGCCUUCAUCAGCAACAUCUCCCUAUACCAGGAGCAGCCGGCCCUGGGGUGGUGUGUGGCUGUGUAUGCCAUCUGCUUCCUCCUGGCAGCCAUAGUCCUCAUGCUGAACCUGGGGGACUGUGAAUACAGGCGGCCCAUCCUCUUCCCCAUUUUCCAGCUGGGGCUCACCCUGCUCUCCGUCCGCCUCUACGACAGUGCACUGGUCCUCUGGCCUCUCUACCAGUUUGAUGAGAAGGUGGGUGGCCAGCCCCAGCAGUCCAGCGAUGUGACCUCCUCAACUAUGGGUGACCCCAGCUACUACGUGUGCCCCUGGGACCAGCGACUGGCUGUGACCGUCCUGACUGCCAUCAACUUGCUCCUUUACGUGGCUGACCUGGUGUUCUGGUCCUGUCGGGUUUCUGCGGGGACUGAAGAUCCUCCCAGGGGCUCCUGA